AUGUCUCAACUUUUAAUUGUUUGCUAUAACCCUGCUUCCACAGGUCCCGCCAUUUUCGAGUGCGAGUUAGUGGCGUGUUCAUUCGACGAGGCUUUGCUACAGCAACCACCUGGCUUUGUCGCUGCUGUUUCUGGACGCAUAAACUAUACAAAUCCAAUCAAUGGAAAAUCCACCAAUGUCCAUUUACCAGAUUGGGUAGCGAAUCCUCCUCCUUCCAUCCGCCCGGUUGCACCGAAUGUUCGCGGCCCCGAUGGUCCAGUUCCUUUGCCACUUUCCGUUUCUUGGCAACGGUAUUCGCCUUGUAAUUUUUCCGAGGAAUCAGUUCACCUCGCCCCCAGUGAAGAGCCUGAUGUCCUGGUAAUUGUUUUGCAGAACCAAGUAAAGUCCCUUCUUUCGAAAGAAUCUGAACUGCAGUCGUUCAUUUCAAGCAUUUCUUCUCUUCCCCGUCGACGACAAGUAUCUGUUGUGCUUUUCGUCCCAAAGUGUUCUUCAGCUAAUGUGCCAGCUCUCUAUGAUCUCGUGAUACGGCUGCAGUUCGAGGCCAAAUUAACGGGAGUGCAACAAGUGUCAAAUGUCCAAAACCUUGCUAAUCUUGUCGCAAAUUAUACUAAGUCCGUCUGUCAGCGACCCUUCAAGGAGCUUCGGACGGACGCGCGGAACGGCUUUUCUUUUCUUCCAUCUACGGUAGUCACCCCGGGAGCGGGGGCACCCACUAGGUUUCCAAAACUCUUAUCCACUGCCACGCUGCAGGAAACAGAAGCCAUUCGUUCUUGGGUUAGCCGCACCUGGUUGCGGCAGCUCAGCACUUGGCGCGGGCUGACUGGUGAGAUCACAAAUGCAGUCGCCUCGGCCUACCCUACACCGCGCGCACUUUACGAGGCGCUCAAUCAGGAUGGCCCCUCAAGUUUAGCCAAUUUGCCUGUCCGUCGUGGGGCUGGGGUUUUGACUACGGAGACUCGACUCGGCCCUCUUCUUGCUUCGCGCAUCGCUACGUUUUUCACCUCCUCUGACCCUGAAGACUUAGGGGCUUCCUGA
Messenger RNA from Mesocestoides corti, 1035 nucleotides. NCBI's taxonomy places the organism in Eukaryota, Metazoa, Platyhelminthes, Cestoda, Cyclophyllidea, Mesocestoididae. The record is from the annotation of a GenBank genome assembly.